AUGGAAGAAUUUGAUCGAUUAAACGUUCUUUCACAAAAAAUUACUACAAUUAAAGAGCAUUUAACUUCUUUUGAAGAAUUUCUUGCACAUUUUGAUGCUCAUAAUAUUAAUCCUGCUCAAUUCGCUGAAUCACAGUUACGACAUAAUUUGGUAUUUUCUUAUUUCUCUAAUAUUGACGAUCUUUACAAUGAGAUCCAAUUAAUCGACACAGAAACAAAUCACACCAGUGAUAAAAGAUCUUUACAAGAAUCAUUUUUUAAAUUGAUGGCUUUAGCUCAAAGUUACAUUUCAGUUAUUGUUCAAAAGGAUAAUAUCAAUAAUCAUGAAUUAAAUUCUAAUUCCGAAAACGGACGUAUAUCAAACGCGUCAAGCAAUUAUAAAAGGCUAAAACUUCCACAAGCAGUUCUUCCCACUUUUAGUGGAAAGAUAGAAGAAUGGCUAUCUUUCAAAGACACAUUCACUACUAUGAUUCAUAAACGUGAUGAUAUUACCAAUGUCGAAAAAUUACAAUAUUUAAAAUCGGUUCUUAAAGAUGAAGCGUUACGUAAAGUUCAAGUUUUUUCAUUUACAGAAGAAAAUUAUGAACGUGCUUGGAAGCUUUUGCAAAAAUCGUACGAAGAUAAGCGCACAUUAAUUUCUCAACAUUUAAAUUUAUUAUUGCGGUUGCCAUCACAAGAUAAAGAAUCUUAUCAAGGUUUAAUCGCGCUUGCAGAUGAAUCACAACAACAUCUUCAGUCCUUAGAGUCUCUCGGGGUUAAUGUAACACACGAAAUAGUAGUCGCUAUUAUAGAAGAAAAACUCCACAAAUCAACAUUAGAAAAAUGGGACGAAAGCAUAAAAAACGGGGAAUUUCCUCGUUUAGAGGAUAUGACGGAUUUCUUGUAUAGAACUGCGGCGCGUAUUUCCAAACGUAAAUUAAAUAACGAUAAUACAGAUAAAGAUUCUUCUUCUAAUAAAAAACGUAAACUUGAAUCCAAAAAAUUAGCUCUUGUUACAUCGACUUCCUCAAAACAAUGUCCACUUUGCAAAGAAUCUCAUCCUUUGUUUAAAUGUAACAAAUUUUUAAAUUUGACACCUAAUGAACGCUUCAAGGUCGUAAAAGAGGCUAAAUUGUGUGUUAAUUGUUUACGCAACCAUAAAGCUAAAGAUUGUAAAUUUGGAUCUUGUAAAAAAUGUAAUAACCGACACAAUACAUUGCUACAUUUUACAAAAUCUGAUGAAAAUCAAAAUCUAAGCGAAACAAAGGAAGCAUGA
This is a messenger RNA of Leptopilina boulardi, 1254 nucleotides long. RefSeq lists its product as uncharacterized. The coding region runs from base 1 to 1254 and encodes 417 amino acids. Lineage: Eukaryota; Metazoa; Arthropoda; Insecta; Hymenoptera; Figitidae. The transcript has a single exon. The record is from RefSeq and is a predicted model, not a curated record.